This is a messenger RNA of Ochotona princeps (American pika), 848 nucleotides long. It is a transcript of the gene YJEFN3, whose product is annotated as YjeF N-terminal domain containing 3. The transcript has 6 exons. Gene Ontology annotation, molecular function: NAD(P)HX epimerase activity. NCBI's taxonomy places the organism in Eukaryota, Metazoa, Chordata, Mammalia, Lagomorpha, Ochotonidae. Gene Ontology annotation, cellular component: mitochondrion. The coding region runs from base 1 to 777 and encodes 258 amino acids. The record is from RefSeq and is a predicted model, not a curated record.
AUGUACCGCCAGAGGGUGCACACGAGGGGCCACACGGCACCCGUGUCCACGGGCGGCCCCCCGCCUCUCCCUCUCCCUCUGGUCCCCAGCUCUGCGGAGGCGGCCGCCCUGGAGCGGGAGCUGCUGGAGGAGUAUCGCUUCGGGCGGCAGCAGCUGGUGGAGCUGUGCGGCCAUGCCAGCGCCGUCGCUGUGACUAAGGUGUUCCCGCUGCCCGCCCUGGCCCGCAAGCAGAGGACGGUGCUGGUCGUGUGUGGUCCGGAGCACAACGGGGCGGUGGGGCUGGUCUGCGCCCGGCACCUGCGGGCGUUCGAGUACGAACCCAGCAUCUUCUACCCAACGCGUUCGCUCGACGCGCUGCACCGGGACCUGACCACCCAGUGCGAGAAAAUGGACGUCCCUUUCCUGGCUUACCUGCCGUCCGAGGUGCAGCUUAUCAACGCUGCCUACAGGCUGGUGGUGGACGCCGUGCUGGGCCCCGGCGCCGAGCUGGCCCAGGUCGGGGGCCCCUGCACCCGCGCGCUGGCCACGCUCAAGCAGCUCUCUGUGCCCCUCGUGAGCUUGGACAUCCCCUCAGGCUGGGACGCGGAGACGGGCGGCGGGGAGGACGCGCUGCAGCCCGACGUGCUGGUGUCGCUGGCUGCGCCCAAGCGCUGCGCCAGCCGCUUCGCCGGGCGCCACCACUUCGUGGCCGGCAGGUUCGUGCCCGAGGACGUGCGCCGCAAGUUCGCGCUGCGCCUGCCGGCCUACGCGGGCACCGACUGCGUGGCGGAGCUGUGACCGCCCCCCACACAUACACCCCUUGCCCACGCCGCGGGGAACCCGCUCCAAUAAACACACCCACAACUCGA